Messenger RNA from Papilio polytes (common Mormon), 671 nucleotides. Its product is annotated as DEAD-box ATP-dependent RNA helicase 9. The coding region runs from base 53 to 613 and encodes 186 amino acids. The record is from RefSeq and is a predicted model, not a curated record. The transcript is spliced from 3 exons. Lineage: Eukaryota; Metazoa; Arthropoda; Insecta; Lepidoptera; Papilionidae.
UUGUGUGAGCUUUACAUUUGGCAGUACCUCUCCAACCAACACAAACAUCAAAAUGAAACUGUUCAUCGUCGCUGCUUUAGUCGCUGUAUGCGCCGCUGGUCGUCUCGAACACCUCGAGCGCUCCUACCUACCUCCUGACAGCAGCAAUUCUCUAGGAUUCGCUUCUAGCCGUUCACAAAACGGCUUCGGUUCCAACGGACAGGGUAGCCAAGGUUUCGGCUCUCAUAGUCCCUCUGGCAACUUCGGCUCAAACGGGAAUUCUCAUGGCGCCUUCGGAUCGAACGGUGGUUCCGAUACUGGCUUCGGUUCAAACGGCAAUGGAUUUGAUGCUGCCACAUCGAACCAGUACUUGCCGCCCAAUUAUAGCUCAGCUGGGUCUAACGGCUUUGCUAGAAGCGGAUCAUCUUUAAGAGCUCCUAGCACCCAGUAUGGUACUCCAUCCUUUGGCAAUAACAAUGGAUUUGGAGCACAGGGUGGUUCUCAGUACGCGCAGGGCCGUACUCAGUCCGGUAGUGCCGGCCCCAGCAACCAGUACCUCGCGCCUGCUCGCUCCAACUCCUUCCAGAACCUCCCCCAGCAGGACUUCGACGAGCAGACCGGCUACCAUUACUAAUUAAAUAUACUUUUGUGAACGUUUAGGUAAUGUGACUGGGCUCUCAUGUUAUUUGUAU